UCUGAGUGCGAUUUACGUUUCAUUAUUGCGAGAAAUAACGAAGCACGUUGCUGAAGUGGAACCUCUGGAUCUCUCUCUCUCUGCGAUGGAGUUUCGCGUUUCCGUCAUUUGGAGCCUUCUCCUCAUUGUCUCUUUCUUCUCUCCUCAAAUCAAGGGUGAGGCUUCUGGUUCCGUCUUCUUCGUCGAUAGCUCCAGUAAUCAAUUCAUUCGCGCCAGAUCAUCCAACUAUGAGCAACCUUCACUGUUGCUAGAAGAAGCUGGUGCUGCUGUGUCAGUCUUGCUUGGUUUUGCUCCUCCUUCCACCCUUCCAGCUGCCAGUUCAUCCAAGUUGAAUGAUGUUCUGAUUCCUAACCCAUUCAAGAGGCCUCGUGCUGUGUUUUUGCUGGAAGUGAAUGGAAUCAAUGGUCUUGGAAAUAUUGUCCAGGAUAAUCCAAUGUUCAGCAAUUCAUUUUGGAGUACAAAUUCAGAUAAAGUUGACAUUCAACUUCCAGAUGAAAAUGAUGUUUCUGUGGUUUCUUUGGAUGAGCAACUGGAAGACUGGACUGACAAAGAAAUUAGUGAUUUUUCAUCUUCGAUAGGUGGAUCAUAUGCUCCUGAUGCCCUUGAGCCAUUAAAUGGAGUGCUUACCAUUCCAUUGGCAAAUGGUGCCUCAGUGAAUCUUCAUAUGUCAAAGAAAGCAGAAAGGAAGUUCAUCAUAGGUCUUAUGUCUCUCACACGUAAUGUCCAAAGAGCAAUUCAAAUGCAUGACAAUUUAUCACAGAGUGUGAAGAGUCCUGCUGAGUUGUUAACAGGAUGCUUCAAUGGCAUUAAGGUUUUGCAAGAGCAAUAUGAAACUGAAAGUAUUGCUCAGCAUGGAGUUGAAUUGCUAUAUGCAACUUUGACAAAGAUAUUUAGUUCACUGCAAGAAGCAUAUAAAGGUCAAAUUGUUGGAAUUAUCUACUGUCACGGGGCCACUACUCAAGAGUCGGGCAAGAAGUUUGAUGUGAUAUUUACUCCUCACCAUCCGUAUGCUCGAUGGUUGGCAGAAACAAAUGCAGUGAAUGCAACAUUGCCAGAAGUGGUGCUGGUUAGGAGAACCCUUGCUUGGAUAACAGGAAUUAUAUUGCUCGUUUCAACCCUUAUGGGGAUAUGCUACCUCCUGAAUAUGCCGCUCACAAGGGACACCCUUCUAUAUUCUAAUGUCAAGCUUGAUUAAGCAUGGAUGCGCACCAAGACAAAUCUUUUCAACCAACGAAGGAGAACCGGUCUGCCGCUGAACCUUGUAAUUGGGGGAGUCUUUUUCUUGAUGCCUCUAAUCCGUGUGCAUGAUUAUAUUAUUGUUAUAGCUUUUGUUACUUGUGUUUAAUGGACCGGUGUAGCCAAUUAUAUUCAUAUAAUGAGGUAUUGGAAACUAGUCCAAUCAGGAUUUGAGUCUAGAGAAUAGGGGAUUAUUGUGUACCGAUGUUGUUUAAAUGUGAAGCAUUGUUCCCCCGUGUUUAAUCAGGACGUAGAUAGUCAUAGUAGGUGUGUUAUUAUUCCAGCCAUUUACCAUAAUGGGUGUACCCCGUGGUUAUCAUUUUGAUCGAAAUUAUUUCAAUUCUAUUGUAAAAUAAUGAUCAUUUCUGUUUCUAAAUAAUGAGCAGAGCAUUGUUUUCAUACAACACGAGCUCACCAUUUAUUGACA
Glycine soja is the source of this 1663-nucleotide messenger RNA. RefSeq lists its product as uncharacterized. Lineage: Eukaryota; Viridiplantae; Streptophyta; Magnoliopsida; Fabales; Fabaceae. Bases 86 to 1195 code for a protein of 369 amino acids. The record is from RefSeq and is a predicted model, not a curated record. The transcript has 11 exons. Gene Ontology annotation, cellular component: endomembrane system.